Molecule: messenger RNA, 1401 nt
Organism: Lates calcarifer (barramundi perch)
Lineage: Eukaryota; Metazoa; Chordata; Actinopteri; Centropomidae
Product: alcohol dehydrogenase class-3
Exons: 9
Coding region: 84-1214 (376 amino acids)
Biological process (GO): formaldehyde catabolic process
Cellular component (GO): cytosol
Molecular function (GO): S-(hydroxymethyl)glutathione dehydrogenase [NAD(P)+] activity; zinc ion binding
Source: RefSeq, a predicted model, not a curated record
CGUUCUGGUCUGUGAUUGGUCCAGGCGUUGACUCCUUUACGGCCGCACGCACCGCCCCGUCCUCUCGUGCUGGAGAAAAGAACAUGGAGACAGCUGGAAAAGUGAUCAAGUGCAAGGCAGCUGUUGCCUGGGAACCUGGGAAGCCUCUUACCAUUGAAGAGGUGGAGGUAGCACCACCUAAGGCCCAUGAAGUCCGCAUCAAGAUCUUUGCCACCGGAGUGUGUCAUACAGAUGCCUACACCCUGAGUGGCAGUGACCCCGAGGGACUUUUCCCUGUAAUCUUGGGCCAUGAGGGUGCUGGGACAGUUGAGAGCGUCGGUGAGGGUGUCACCAAAUUCAAACCAGGUGAUACUGUCAUUCCGUUGUAUGUGCCACAGUGUGGUGAAUGCAAAUUCUGCAAAAAUCCCAAGACCAACCUUUGCCAGAAAAUUAGAGUAACCCAGGGCCAAGGCCUGCUCCCUGACAAGACCUCACGCUUCACUUGCAAGGGAAAGCAAGUGUUUCACUUCAUGGGUACCAGCACCUUCUCUGAGUACACCGUGGUGGCCGACAUCUCUCUGGCCAAAGUGAAUGAGAGUGCUCCACUGGAUAAAGUGUGCCUUCUUGGAUGUGGCAUUUCCACAGGCUACGGUGCCGCUCUUAAUACUGCCAAGGUUGAGCCUGGUUCCACAUGUGCUGUAUUUGGCCUUGGAGCUGUCGGCUUGGCUGUAAUCAUGGGCUGCAAGGUAGCUGGGGCAACCAGGAUCAUUGGCGUGGACAUCAACCCUGCAAAGUUUGAGAAAGCCAAGGAGUUUGGAGCCACUGAGUUUGUGAACCCCAAAGACCACAGCAAGCCCAUCCAGGAAGUUCUGGUGGAGAUGACUGACGGGGGUGUGGACUAUUCCUUUGAGUGCAUUGGAAAUGUGCAGAUCAUGAGAGCUGCUCUGGAGGCAUGCCACAAAGGAUGGGGUGAAAGUGUCAUUAUCGGUGUAGCCGGAGCUGGACAGGAGAUAUCGACCAGACCAUUCCAGCUGGUGACAGGCAGAGUGUGGAGGGGAACAGCCUUUGGAGGCUGGAAGAGUGUGGAGAGUGUUCCUAAACUGGUGGAGGACUACAUGAAUAAGAAGCUGAAGGUGGAUGAGUUUGUUACACACACCCUGCCCUUCGAGCAGAUCAAUGAGGGAUUUGACCUCAUGCAUGCUGGGAAGAGUAUUCGCACAGUGCUGACCUUUUGAAGCACCUACAACAUUGACAUCCUUCACAUCCUGCCUUUAAACAAUCUCCUUCCAUAGCUGCAGCACUUAAUUGAUUUCUGCACUUAUUUGAUAACAUAACUUAAAAUGUUAGAACAUCAUUUUUAUUAACAACAGCAUACCUGUUCAAAACAAAAACAGUGCCAUUAAAUUUUUUUUUGGAAAUGCA